Molecule: messenger RNA, 7398 nt
Organism: Mustela erminea (ermine)
Lineage: Eukaryota; Metazoa; Chordata; Mammalia; Carnivora; Mustelidae
Gene: C2H4orf50
Product: chromosome 2 C4orf50 homolog
Exons: 13
Coding region: 2715-7037 (1440 amino acids)
Source: RefSeq, a predicted model, not a curated record
UGUUUCUUGUGACUGUCCUGGGCACUGCUUCUAAAGUUCCUGCCAGGGAUAGGCCAGUUCCAAGAGGCAUUGUAGUCAUGGGACCUCAGAGCUCUGGUGGCCCAGCAGACCUGUAAUUGGACUUCAUCUUAGCCCUCCAUUCCUGGGGCGGGAGGGUGGUGUACACCCCUCAUGGCUGUCUCGUAGCACAAAGUCUCCCAUGGGUGUGGUUCCCGGGACAGAAGAACUACAAGGUCAGGCAAACCCUGGGUCAGUGUCUUGUACAGGAAGGAGAAGGGUCGGGUCCACCCUUUCCCACCACCCUCCUCACAGAUCUGCUGGGGAGGCUGAGGGAGAGCCCUGUCAAGUUCCUGGUACGUGGUGCAGCCCAUCCCCCUCAUUCCUGCCUCCUCUGUGCCAGUGGCAACCCGUGCAUAGCUGGGCAGGGAAGUCCAGGGCUCACCCCUGUGUCCCUCCCCCCAUACCGUUCUGGUGGUGCUGUGGGCCAGGAGACCAGCCAGGCUGACAGGCCGUCCUCAUUUGGGAUGUGGGACUUCUAGUUUGAAAGUGGGGUAAGUCCCUGUCAAGCCGGGACGAGUGGGUCCACAUAUGGCACAAGGACAUGGCCGGUGGCCCUCCUUCAUCUUGGCACCCGAUGCUCACGGAUAUAAUUGCCCUCUCUGGCAUGUCGUGAGUGGGACUUCUGUGAAAUGCAAAAGGUGGGGCGUGGGUGCUACACUGAUGCUUCUGGGGUUAGCGCAUCCAAAAGGCAUGGGAUUUCCUGACUGCUCCCAGCACAGUUUUGCGGCCCUAUGGUGGGGAGCCCAUAGGUGCAUGGGGCACCUUGUUAGGGUUCCCUGGUAACCUUGGAGAGAUGAACACUGUGCUUUAGCGUGAGCUCAACAUGUAUCUGAGCAAAUUCAUUAGCUUUCCUCCCACUGACCACUCCUUCCCCCUUUCUUCCCUGUCCUUCCAGCCUAUAGGCUGAAAGUCUCCCAGUCUGGGUCUCUUGCUUUUCCAGCACUUUCCAUAACCAGUCUGUGACCCGUGGAAUCUUGCCCGAUGGUCCCAGUACCAUGAUAUGUUUGUUUUUGCCUGUUUUCUCACAUUCAACCAGAACCUGCUAGAGGUCUACCAGUUUGUGGUGCUCCUCCCUGAGGUUGUCUAAGAGCUCUUGCGGGGCUUCUGCAGGCCCCAUACUAUGGCCUCCCCCCAGACUAUGCCCAGCAGUUAAGUAAUUUUCCCAGGAUCCCAUCUGAGACUGGAGAUGAGAUUCAGCCCCAGACAGUGUGGUCCAGAUGCCUAACUAUAUCCCCUCUCAGCUGACACCCCAACCCAUCACCUUGGGCCAGUCUGUGUCUGUCACAAACCCUGUGGGUCACCCUAGCACACUGGUCACUGAUGGCAAAGUACAAUUAAAAACAAAAUCUUCUCCCAACCCAGAAAACCUCUCCAUGGAGGUAGACAAGAAAGAAAGCACGUUUAUUCUUAAAGGAACAGCAAAUAGAGUGUGAUGCACAUUCCAAGCGCUUUGCCCAGAGAUUUGCAAAGACAGAAAGAAAUCUCACCCCUUUACUAGCCAAGCCACUACAAUCCAUCCUGCACGUGUCCUCAGGAUAAUAGCGGUCACUUCUCCAAUAAGAGGACUUGACAGUGCCAUCUGUUACCCACUGGUCACCCUAAAUCCACCUUGCCAUCAGGGUAGCCCUCUGUGUUUGUUGAGCUGGUUUGUUUUCACUUUUGUUUUUGUUGUUAGUUUCAGAGGCAGAGUUCAGUGACUCGUCAGUUGCAUAUCACACCCAGUGCUCACCACAUCGCGUGCCACCCUUAAUGCCCGACACCCGGUUACCCCAUCCCAGCAAUCUUCAGUUUGUUCCCUAGAGUUAACAGCAUCUCUUAAGGUUUAAUCUUCUUCUCAAGUUUCAUCUUUUUUUUUUUUAUACAAAGGAGAAUGAAAUUUUCUCGUCUUUAUGCCAGGGUGGCUGUGGGGUGUGGAGGCAGGCACCCCUGAAGUCCAGCCCCUGGCCUCCCACAGGACCUGGGAGAUGGGGUUCUAAUUUCCUUGAAUGUUUGCAUUCCAAAGAGAUGGUCCCCAGGCCUUUCAGAGAGACAUCCCUGGGUCAGAAAGCUGGCAAAAGUCUCUUGUCACCUCCUGCAUGUCCCAGAGACCUCCGUCGUCAAAGCAACAUCUGAGCAGGCCCUCCCAGCCUCUAAACACUCCCAUACACCACCCCCCAGUCCCUCCAGAGAGGUGGCAAAGUCUUUGCCCUUGAGCUCAAGGCCCACAUGGACAUGGCCCCAAGCCACCUUCUGUCCUUCCUCAUUUCCCCUCUGAGCACCUACAGGGCUGGCCACUCCCUUCAUCUGUCCUGAUGCUGCCACGGGGCUGGGAUCCCCAGGCUGCUUCUGCCUAGUAGAAUCCUGUGCCCACCCGAGUGCCUCCAGCCCCCAGCUCCCUCCCACAGGAUAUGUGUGUUCCUGCUGGACUUGUGGUGCAUUUAUUUCUCACCUCCCGAGUUUUGGACUCAGACCUGGGUUUGAAUCCUGACUCUAGCAUUUCUCCUAGAUGAGGCCUGGACAAGGCCCUCCUCUUUCUGGAGCCUCUGUCUCACCAUCUACAGAAUGGGGUAUUCUGCGCAAUCUGAAGGCCCUGCAGGCAUCUGGAAAUCUCCAGAAAGUCAGUGCUGCAAAUCCACUCACUGUUACGAAGCCGUGACCCAUGACCUCUGUCCAGGAUGGAGCCCACAGCUACAGGACGGACGGAGAAGAGUUUCAGCUAUGUGGUCAGGGCACCCAGCAGUGAUGGGUUUGACGUAAUGAAUGUGGAUGUGAAGAUCGACACGUGCUGGGUAUUUCAGGACGUGGAGGACAGCGGUGAAGAGCAGGACUGUCCUGUGGACGAAGCUGCUGGAAGCCCCGACGUGGACACAGGCACACUCAGGAAGCAGCUGGAAUCCUCUGAGCAGAAGCUGUUGGCCACUGUGGACCAGUACAUGAUGUCUGAGUCCGAGCUAAGGAGCAGGAUCCAGGAGCUGGAGCUCUCUGAAAGACACCUUCUCCGGACAGUGGAGCAGCUGGGUGCCCGUGUGACACAGGAAAGGAGCGCCACUGUGCGAGCCCAGGAGACGCUGCAAGCCCUGCGGCGGGAGCUGGCCAGCCAGGUUCUGGAAAAGGAGCGUGCAGCUCGGCGGCAGCGGUGGCAGCUCCAGCGGCUGCGGGAGCGGCUGCGGCGCAAGGACGAGGCGCUGGGGCGGCAGGCGGCGGCUCUGGAGCGCUGCCGGCAGACCCAGCGGCUCCAGCUGGGCCUGGUGCGCGAGCAGGAGCGCGGCCUGCGGGAGCAGGUGCAGCGGCUGGAGCGGGACGUGCGGCACCUGUGUCGCGCGGCUGGCCUCUUGCUGGCUGAGCUGGAUGUCCCCGCCCCAGGCAGCCCCGGCAGACUCGGCCCGGCCUGCCCCCGGGGUGACCCCGGAGAGGCCGCGGAGCUGCGCGCUCUGCAGGCGCGGGCGGAGCGCGGGGAGCGCGAGCGGGAAGAGGCGGCGCGCCGGCUUCGGGAGCAGCGCGCCACGGAGCGCCGGCUGCGCGUGCAGCUGGAGGAUCUGCGCUGUUACAUCUAUGAGCUCAAGCUGUCGGAGAUCGGCCUGCAGGGCCAGGUGGAGGACCUCGCGCAGCAAAACCAGAGCCUGCGAGAGGCCCUGGCGGCCCAGGCCCCAGGGGAGAGCGCGCGCAGCAACGUAGCUGCUGGCCACUGCAGCCCGGACACUCUGAGCCGGAUUCAGGAUGAACCCCCAUCCCUGCCGAGGGAGGACACACAGGAUGCCGGUAGAAGACAAGGGCUGCAAGCCACUGUCUGCUCUGCCGGUGGCCCUGGACUGGGAGGUUCCGCAGGCCAGUCCUCUGAGGGCCGCUGCUCCUGGGAUUGUGUCGGGGCUGGACCAGACCCCUCUGUUUUGGAGACAAUGCAUGAGACCCUGGAAGACGUCACAGGAUCUGACGGUGGACCGCCAACUCCAGCUGAGCCCAACUUGGAUGAACAGACUCUCCUUCUCAUCUGUGGCUGCCCCCCCAGGCAGUGCAGGGACAGCUCACUCCUCCCUGUGGAGCUGGCCUGGAUUUCAGAGCAAAGACUAGCAACCACCCAGGCCCAGGGGUCCUUUCUCCUGGUGCAGACAUCCCCACUCCCUCCCUGGGGACCAGCCAGGAACCCCUGUUCCCUGCUGCCACCACUGCUACUCCAGGAGGCUUCUCCACAAGACUCCCAAAUGCAACAGGUGCUGGAUGCCUGGUCAUUGCCUGCUCCCAGGGCCAUUGGACAGCCCUGUUGGAAUCACCACUGGGCAAAGAGCCCUGAAGCCUCCCUUUGCCAGGAGUGCCCACAGACUUCAAGUCAUCGAUUUCCCAGGAGAGGGCCCAGAGAUCUGGAAGACACUUGGAAGGAGGGAGGAGGACCAGAGUGGAGAACAGAGGAGGAGGGGGAGAGGAGGGCUUGGCACAGGAGGGGGCGGGAGGGAGGACCUUUAUCAGACGUAGAGGAAGAGCACCCCACAGCCAGGGUCCAAGGCGCCCCGAAGCCAUCUCCAGCAGGUGCUCAGGUCCUUGCAGGGCAGGGCGAGGAGGAAACUCUUGUGUGGUCUGGAAAGGCUCUGUGUCUGCGAGAGGAAAGCCCUGGAUACGAAGGGCAAGAAGAGAAGGAGGAGGAGGCAGUGCCUCUAGAAGGGUCCAGUCUGGGCUACGAGGACAGCCCAGAGGAACCUGGCCCCAUGGAAUGUGCAGGCCAGGGUACCCUCUUCUCAGUGGCAGAAGAAGGACUGUCUCCCAGAUUGGGAGACCCAAUCUUUCCACCCAAGGGGACUGAAUGCACCCGUAACUCAUGGGCUUCAAGCGAAGGACCUGGCAGUUCUGAGCUCAGACUAGACAAAUUUGAAAAAGAGAUGGAGGCUUGUUUCCAGCAACUUUCCAUCCUGGAGCUUGGAGGAGAGCUGCGGUGGCCACAAGCCUCCAUGCUGGCGGGAGAGAGCACGAACUUUGCUUGGAAAUGGCCCAGCUGCCAGGGAAAGCCUUCCUCCCAGCAGGCUUUGGGAAACCAGGGCUUGGAUGUUUGUUUGGCCAGGGAAGUCAAACCCGGGGAGGCUAGUGAAGAGGUUAGACCAGAAGAGACUGAGGCCUUGGGAACCAGCGCGGUUCUUCCUGAGAUGGUGCCUGAUUUGGAUGACGUGAGGCUGGGCCCAGAAUGGCCCUCUGAGCGAGGUUGGAACUGGCCUCCAAGAGCCCUUGAAAGGCAGAAGAGAAGGUUCCACCAGCUCAUUGCUGGACUGAAAAGAGAGAGAAGCCAGGUAUUACAUGACAAUGCUGAGCUUUGGGGCGACCGAGAGAGAUUCCGAAGAAAAGUGAGUGUUCUGGAAAAAGAGAGGGACAGAAAUGGGACAAAGAUCGCCACACUUGAACGGGAAAAGAGCAUGCUGCUAGGGGACAUCUCGCACUUAAAGGGGGAACUGGACCAAUGUUGGCAGGUCAUUUCUGACCUUGAGGACUGCAAUGGGAAAAGUUACGGCAAAAUUUCUGAGCUUGAAGAGGAGAAUGAGAAGCUGAAAAGGCACACGACCCAGCUGCAGAAAGCCCUGUGGGAGAGCCUCAGAAAAUCCAAAGGUGUGAUGGAGCGCGUCACCCUGGGAAACCAGGAGCUCAAGGUGCUGAUCUCAGAGCUCGGGGUUGGUUACAAAGAGCUGAUGAAGAGCAUAGUGCUGGGGAUAGAAGACACGGUGCGGGCCUUCAGCGGGGAGAAUGCUCACCUUCUACACAGAAUCCGUGUCCUGGAGACGGAAGUCGCUUUGGGGGAGAGCACAGCUGUGCGGCGCGUAGUGAGAGGAGAGGAGGGUCCGUGGGGGGAAAGUAAGAUGCGGGGGGACAAGGGGACCGCUGUGGAAAAGGGGGUGCAGGUGACUCAGCUCUCAGGGCAACUGACUGCAGGAGCUCAUGGGCCACCCAUGGAGGAGAAAUCGGGUGCAGGUGGCAGGUGUAUGGGGCCUUCCUUAGGCAUGGAGAAUUCCAGAUACAAUGCCAAUUCCACUCUGUCCUUGGUCUGGGGAAGUGCUGAGGUGUCCAGUAUCCCGCAAGGACACAUCCAUGGAGCAGGAGUAAAAGAAACAUAUUCGGAAGAGGAGAAGGAAAGACCAUGGUGUUGUGCGGACCCAGUGCAAGCUCUGACGGCCCUCAACAAUGGCCCUCAGCUGCGGGACCCAGAGGCAGACCCCCCGAAAGAGGACCUGAGGGUUCGUGUGGGGCAGCUCCAGCACCGGGUGUUGACCCUACAGUGCCAACUCAGAGACCAGACAUCCGCCCACCGCCAGCUACAGGAGGCACUUGGGGAAGCCGCCCGCCUCCGGGAGCAGCUCCAGGGCCAGCUUGAUGAGCUUCAGAAAAAGCAACACGAGGCCAAUUUCGCUGUGGCUCCUUUAAAGGCCAAGCUGGCUUCCCUGGUCCAGAAGUGCCGGGAGAGGAACCACCUGAUCACGCACCUGCUUCGGGAGCUGCGCAGACACGGGCUGGAGGACCAGCUGCUCUCUGAGAUGGCACAGACCAUGGUGGACGACGUGGCACUGGCCGAGUAUGCAGCCACCUUCCCGGCUUCGGGGCUCCCUGAGACCAGCCACCAACUGGUUGUUGAGCCCGAGAAGGCAGCUGCUGUAAGAGCUCAGAAAUACCACCUGAAUCCCCAAAUGGACAGUGUCCUCAUCCAAAGACCUCUGCAUUCAGAGCCCUGGCCUGUUCCCAAGGCUGAGUGGCCAGCACAGACGGCUCGACUGCAUUCUCUGAAGCUGCCCCUGCCCUCAGGGUGGAUGCCUGCUCCUGGAGUGUGCCCGGCUGCAGACCCUGCCGAGCCAGCGCUCCCCUCACAGUGCCUGAAAGAAGACGGCGGACCCUCCUGUCCCGUCCCCCAAGCCGAUGGCCUCCCGCCACCCUCUGAGCUCCUGAGUCCUGCGAGGAUCCUGGCUUUCCACAAAGAGCUUCGGCAAAGCAUUUGCAGCAAUUCCCAGGUCCAUAAAUCACCUCUGGAGUUAUAAAUUUAAUAGAACCACUCACGCUCUGGGGCCAUUUCAUAGACUCCAUAAAUAUUUGAAGCCGAACCUUCAGACACUGCUUUAAGAAAUUGGUAGCAAUCAAAACCCUCAUUCAGUGGCAAGUGGUUUUGCCUUUGGCCUGCGGGGGGGGGUCUGUUGGUUGUCAGAGCUUGGAGAAAUACUGGACUGUGCUCGCACAUUCUGAGGGCUCCGGCUUGGGCUAAUGUUAAGGCAACAAAGAGAAUAUUUACUGUACCCAAACCUAUUGAAUGAUGGGUCCGAUGGUUCUCCACUGGGCAUGAUUUUCCCCAAAGAGGGAAAAAUUUGGCAACGUCCAGAGACAUUUUUUUUUUAAAAGAUUUAU